Naumovozyma castellii is the source of this 600-nucleotide messenger RNA. RefSeq names its product bZIP transcription factor. The coding region runs from base 1 to 600 and encodes 199 amino acids. The transcript has a single exon. The record is from RefSeq and is a predicted model, not a curated record. Lineage: Eukaryota; Fungi; Ascomycota; Saccharomycetes; Saccharomycetales; Saccharomycetaceae.
AUGAGUGACGAAGUGAAAUUGGAAGAGUAUGGUCGUGCCACAAGUCGUGCGCAAUCCCUAGAUGACUCCUCCUCUGUUUCCUCCUCCUUGAAGAGGAGAAGAGUGGACAUGGGGGAUGAUGACGACGAUGAUGAUGACGACGACGACGAUGAGGAGGAACAAGAUAAGGAAUCUAUACCGAUUCAAAGUAUAUUGAACUCGGAGAACGCUAUGGCUCAUCUAGUGGCUGCUAAUAAUGCUGCUGCUGCUGCUGCGGCCGCUGCUGCUGCCGGUGUCGAUUUGAAUGACGUUCGUGAUAUUGCCCGUGGUAUGAACCAUAAUAAUAACAACAACAACAACAAUGAUAACAAUAGUAGUAACAAUAACAAUAAUAGCACUAGCAAUAAUAACAUACAUCCUACUACGGGGAAACCCUUGAGGAACACCAAGAGGGCUGCACAGAACAGAAAUGCACAAAAGGCAUACAGAGAACGUAGAGACAAGAGAAUUAAAGAAUUGGAAGAUAUCGCUGCUCAAUUCGAAAUAUUGAAGCAGGAAAACUUGGUGUUGAGAGACCAAGUAGAGUCCUUGAAGAGGAAGCUAGCUGAGCAAACCCAAUGA